Molecule: messenger RNA, 567 nt
Organism: Neohortaea acidophila
Lineage: Eukaryota; Fungi; Ascomycota; Dothideomycetes; Mycosphaerellales; Teratosphaeriaceae
Exons: 1
Coding region: 5-325 (106 amino acids)
Source: RefSeq, a predicted model, not a curated record
CGAAAUGUGGCAACGCCUGUGCCGCGACAUUGGCGUCCCAGAGCAACCAUCCAUCGCGAAGAGCAAGAAGGUACCGUUUUGCUUAUCAUUAAGACCUGCAAUGCAACCCACUGAUACGUAUGUCAAUGUCGCUCAGGCCCUCAAGGGCAUCUACAUCAACAUCACGGACUUCGUCGAAGCGUGCGAGGCGGGCGAGCCGGUGCGGGUGUUUCAUUCGUAUCGGGCGCUGCUGAACGACCUGCUGCGCGACCGAGAAAGGAUCUUUCCGAAGGACAAGGCGAAGGGCAAUCCGAUUUUGACGUGGAUGCUUGUGAAGGUGUUUUGAUGGAAACUCAACACUCACACAAACGGAAAGGUGGUAUCAUGGCCGGCUGCACUUCAAUCUGGUGAAGGGAGAAACAAAAUACUCUAUACAACGACAGAAAAGAUAAGAACGACCGUGCAAGUGGUAUUCCCGCUUCAACACACAUGCCAUUCUUCUUACACAAUCCCAUCACAAGCGCCAGUAAUGCAAAUGCAAUCCGCCGCUAGUGGGAUCCAGUCCAGUCCAAAUUGUACAACUACCAC